AUGGCACCGGGCGGACUUGGAGCCCGGUGUCACUCACGAGCAGCUCGUGCAUAUCGGAUUCGUUUAAAAAAAAAAAUAUUUUUGUUUCUUCAUUUCAGUUGGAAUAUGUGAGACGGUAACUCGCACUGGCGCGUCUAGACCGGAGGGACGGAGGCGAGGAGCCCGGCACAGGGCCAGAGCAUGGGUUGAUAAGGACUCUCCUCUGCUGACUUCAAUGCAGAUGACCAGUGAUGGCCACAGCAUCACCUCAACAUCUGUUGGAUGACUUGAUUAACACAGGACAGCAACAGGAGCAGCAGCAGGAAUUCCUGAGCCUCCUGGAGACGAUAGUGCUCACCGUCUUCCUCUCCGUCAUCAUUGUCAUGACGGUGUUCGGCAACCUGCUGGUCAUCGUGGCGCUCUGCAAGGACAGACAUCUACGGAAAAAGAAGACCAACUACUUCAUCGUGUCGCUGGCGUUCACCGACUUGCUGGUCGCGCUGGUCGUGAUGCCCUUCGCCGCGAUCGAGUUGACCACGGGCCAGUGGCGGUACGGAGAGAUCUUCUGCCUCGUUCGAACAUCCCUGGACGUUCUGUUGACCACAGCGUCCAUCCUGCACCUCUGCUGCAUCGCACUGGACAGGUACUACGCGAUCUGCUGCCAGCCGCUGGUCUACAGACACAAGAUGACCCCGGUGAGAGUGGCAGUAAUGCUCAGCAGCUGCUGGCUCAUCCCCACAUUUAUCUCCUUCUUACCCAUCAUGCAAAGCUGGAACGCCAUCGGCAUUGAGGACAUCAUUGAGGAGAGGCGAGUCUUGACGGGCGGCUCCAACGACACGAGCUGUGUGUUCCUGGUCAACCAGCCGUACGCCCUGAUCUGCUCUGCGGUGGCCUUCUACGUCCCGCUGGCGCUCAUGGUCCUGGCCUACCAGCGCAUCUACGUCACCGCCAUGACCCACGCGCGGCAGAUUGAGACGCUGCAGCGCGCCGGCUCCGCUCCCGUGCCGGCGACGGCCCCGGUCGCCAGCGGGAGGUCCUCCACCUCCUCGGAUCCCUCGGAGCACUGCCGCCUCAGGACGGUGGUUUCCUCCUCUCCGGAGCACGCUCCCAUGGCGAACAGCCGGAUGCGCGUCGAGACCAAGGCGGCAAAGACGCUGGCAGUCAUAAUGGGUUGCUUCUGCCUCUGCUGGGCGCCGUUCUUCAUCACCAACGUGGUGGACCCCUUCAUUCACUACUCGGUGCCCUGGCAGCUGUGGACGGCCUGGCUGUGGCUCGGGUACAUUAACUCAGGGCUGAACCCCUUCCUGUACGCCUUUCUGAACCGGGCGUUUCGGAGGGCGUUUCUGGUGAUCCUCUGCUGCGGCGACGAGCGCUACGCGCGACAGGGGAGCUGCUCCUAUAGACAAACCCCUAGGCCGUGCUCUGCCGCGUCGGUCAACGGCACAUCUAUGGCACUGAGAUUGUCCUUCCUGCCGAACCGGAGCUACAGUGACAACGGGCAGACGAUCCUGGCCAGCGAGCGGGAGUCCCAGGACUCUGCCGGAGCUCAGUGAGGGAGGAAGACUCGGCUGUGGUCCAUCUUCAGGCUGACGGGGCCGAGGACGUUUGAGUUCUUGGCCUCUUGUUUUGUCACUCUGCUGUCAAUGCAGCCCUGACAGGUCCAGUGGAGAGGAUGUCGUCCCCCCCCCCUGGACUUUCACUCCGCGGUCCAGCGUCGUCAGCGUUUAACGUGACUUUGUAUGAAUGUCGAUCCCGUCAUAGGACGCCAUUCUACAAUCCGAGGGAGAAAAGGUUCUUCUCAGUCGGACGUCCGGGUCAUCGGAUGUGAAGGUCGAGUCAGGGGUCGAGAAACUAGAGCAAACCACGAAGUUAAGCUGAAGCCAGAGGUCUCUCGUCUGCAACCUGGAAUGGGCGUCAAAGCCAUGUUGGAAUGGAAAACACAACAUAUAACAGCGGUAGCUGUCACGUGCAGGUCAUUUUAAAGCUGCAUACCUUUUUACCAGCAUCCCUUUGUCUUUAAGGGGAUUCCUCAACACUCAACCUGCCUGACGCAGCAUCGAGGCGUGAACAGUUUUCUUGGAAUCCGUCAGUCCCUCCUCAGUUUUCAACUCGCUGUGAACACAAGGACUGAGAAUGAAAUAAAGUCACUUUAUGUUUCUCCGUUCAUCUGUGAUGAAACACAGAUCGACUGCACCGUGGCACAAAAUGUUGCACUUAACGUGGGUCGAAAGGCCACAUCCAACCGCGAUGUCGCGUCAACUCCCCGUGUAUAAAUCUGUCAUUUCAUCAUCGCCAUCCUAGAUGUCACAAUGUACACUGUACUUUUUUGUUACAAAGUAGUGAAAACACACGCUGUGAGACGUGUAACUCAAUAAGUGAAUGUCUCUGGAGAGAAACAAAAAAAACCCCCACUGUUGUCUGAUUAAAAUGAUUGUGAAAUGA
Scophthalmus maximus (turbot) is the source of this 2421-nucleotide messenger RNA. RefSeq names its product 5-hydroxytryptamine receptor 4. Gene Ontology annotation, molecular function: G protein-coupled serotonin receptor activity. Lineage: Eukaryota; Metazoa; Chordata; Actinopteri; Pleuronectiformes; Scophthalmidae. The record is from RefSeq and is a predicted model, not a curated record. Gene Ontology annotation, biological process: regulation of appetite; adenylate cyclase-activating adrenergic receptor signaling pathway; chemical synaptic transmission. Bases 231 to 1532 code for a protein of 433 amino acids. The transcript is spliced from 7 exons. Gene Ontology annotation, cellular component: plasma membrane.